This is a messenger RNA of Hypanus sabinus (Atlantic stingray), 1104 nucleotides long. RefSeq names its product glutathione S-transferase zeta 1 (gene gstz1). Bases 258 to 944 code for a protein of 228 amino acids. Gene Ontology annotation, molecular function: glutathione transferase activity; maleylacetoacetate isomerase activity. NCBI's taxonomy places the organism in Eukaryota, Metazoa, Chordata, Chondrichthyes, Myliobatiformes, Dasyatidae. Gene Ontology annotation, cellular component: cytoplasm; mitochondrion. The transcript is spliced from 11 exons. The record is from RefSeq and is a predicted model, not a curated record. Gene Ontology annotation, biological process: L-phenylalanine catabolic process; glutathione metabolic process.
GGGGGCGGUGGCAAACGUGUGUUUGGGUUUCUAUUUCCGGGGUCAGUAAUUAUGGGGUCAGGCCGGUUUAACUGGGUGCUGUCUGGGUGCCGGUCAAGUGAUGCAGAGUAAAUGAAAUCUGGCCAAUAGCAGAAUAAACUUUAACCUCUGGACUGAGCUGUGAUGGUUAGUGAUUGGUGUUUUGUGUGUGGCCACCCAUAUUUUAAUUUUGUCUGACGUGGGAGCAGAGACGACAACGGGACACAGCGCAAUAGGACAUGGCAUCAACGGGUAAACCCGUGUUGUACUCGUACUUCAGGAGUUCCUGCUCAUGGAGGGUGCGAAUUGGUGAGGCUCCAACAACUGGCUGCAAUUUGAAAUCGUGUGUGUCUCUUGCCUUCAAAGGAAUCGAGUAUGAACAGGUCGCUGUCAACUUGGUGAAAGAUGGAGGGCAGCAGUAUGCUGAUUCGUUCAAGAAACUUAAUCCCAUGAAGCAGGUGCCAGCGCUCUCCAUCGAUGGGAUUGUCCUGUCCCAGUCGAUGGCCAUAAUUCAUUACCUGGAAGAGACUAGACCCAAUCCACGGCUGUUGCCUGCUGAUCCCAAGAAACGUGCCCAAGUCCGCAUGAUUUCUGACCUCAUUACCUCUGGGAUCCAGCCCCUACAGAACCUGGGUGUGCUGCAAAGGGUAGGAGAAGAGAAGCUAGACUGGGCCCAACACUUCAUCAUCAACGGGCUGCAGGCUGUAGAGUGUCUCCUGCAGCAGGUGUCAGGACGAUACUGUGUCGGUGAUGAGGUGACGAUGGCAGACCUGUGUCUGGUCCCACAGGUGUACAAUGCGGUGAGGUAUAAGGUGGAUAUGGCUCCAUUUCCCACCAUUUCAAAGAUCAACAAAUCCCUCCUGGAACUGGAGCCGUUUAAAGUCAGUCACCCUUCCUGCCAACCUGACUCUCCUCCGGGACCAUGAAUCCAGCAGCAAGGGUUUUGGUCACACUUUGAGCCAUAUUGACACCACAGUUGACGAAUUAAGAAUUGCAAAUUGUACCGAUCAGUGGACUAUCAAUUUCUCUCCAUUUUCACUUGUUUUCUUUAAAUUAAAAGAUGAAUAAAUUUAAAGAUUGAAAUUA